Messenger RNA from Odocoileus virginianus texanus, 1330 nucleotides. Its product is annotated as small RNA 2'-O-methyltransferase-like. Gene Ontology annotation, molecular function: RNA methyltransferase activity; O-methyltransferase activity. Gene Ontology annotation, cellular component: nucleus; cytoplasm. NCBI's taxonomy places the organism in Eukaryota, Metazoa, Chordata, Mammalia, Artiodactyla, Cervidae. Gene Ontology annotation, biological process: RNA methylation; siRNA processing; piRNA processing. The record is from RefSeq and is a predicted model, not a curated record.
CCGCGCGCGGAGGUGCUUCUUACAGAAAGCCUAGUCAUUGCUGAUUCCUAGGGGUUGCAGGAGACAGCUGCACUUCUGUUUCAACGAAACUUGAAAACAAAGGCGGAAAACAACAUGGAGUGCAAUAGUGUGGUUGAUGGAAACGUCGAAGAAGUUCCCAGUAAGAAGGUUGCAGACUUGGGGUGUGGUGAUGUUUGCCUCUUAGCCAUCUUAAAAUACCAAAAAUGCAUUGAAGAGCUUGUUGGAGUAGAUAUCAAUGAGGGGAGACUUAAGUGGAGUGGGUCAAGGCUGUCCCCAUGUGUAGGGGAUCAUCUGGAUCCCCGAGAGCUGGAUUUAGCGAUUACCUUGUAUCAUGGUUCUGUUUUAGAGAAAGAUUGUCGAUUGCUCGGAUUUGACUUGGCAGCAUGUAUUGAAUUAAUAGAACAUUUUGAUUCAGAAGAUCUGGCGAAGUUUCCUGAAGUUGUCUUUGGGUACAUGUCUCCAGCCAUGAUUGUCAUCAGCACACCAAACUCUGAAUUCAAUUCCCUGUUUCCUUGUGCAGUCUUUAGAGAUUCAGAUCACAAAUUUGAGUGGAGCAGAAUGCAGUUUCAGACCUGGGCUUUAGAUGUGGCCAGUCGCUACAGUUACUCAGUGGAGUUUACUGGUGUGGGGGAACCACCCACAGGAGCUGAGGAUGUUGGCUAUUGUACCCAGAUAGGAAUCUUCCGGAAAAAAGCAGAAGCAGCUGGAUUGGCUGAUUUGGAGCAUCAUGGUGAGCAUGUUUAUGAAGUUGUUUAUACAACCUCAUACCCAAGUUUACAGCAGAUAAAUUACCGUAGACGUGUGGUGAUUUAUCUAGUGUACCAAGAAGUGAGCAGAUUGAGACAGAAAUACCAAGUGGGUUUGAGACAGCAUGAAUUGGAGCCUGAGCUCGUAGCCCCUGGCAACCGGACAGGAAAAUUCACCUCAGACCUUCCAGUUCCAGUACUCACUGAAGAUGACAAAGCCAUGGAGAUGGCUCCCCAACCUUUCUGUAUUGAAGAUGAGUUUUACGUACCCCUGCAAAGAAUCAUUGCUUAUCCCAGGCUGGGGCACUUAUGAGAUAAUGUAGAGAAGCUGAGAGAGUUCCUUGGUGACGUGAUUGAACUGAACUGUGAUGGUUCUGCGGUGAAGGUUGACUUGAACGAUUGUAGUGACUUUUGAGCCAUCCUUACUUCCUGAAAUUCAGGAUCUUUGCAAUAAUUGGGCUCAUUUAGAAUUUAAACGUUGUGCAGUCAUAAUUGAGGUAGCUUUUCAUUUUAAAAUCACCUAACUUUCAUGGUUUUUGGUGUGUGUGUGUUGACUGUUGAUA